This is a messenger RNA of Sarcophilus harrisii (Tasmanian devil), 2241 nucleotides long. It is a transcript of the gene AMH, whose product is annotated as anti-Mullerian hormone. The transcript has 5 exons. Gene Ontology annotation, biological process: gonad development; Mullerian duct regression. Bases 285 to 2159 code for a protein of 624 amino acids. Gene Ontology annotation, molecular function: growth factor activity. Lineage: Eukaryota; Metazoa; Chordata; Mammalia; Dasyuromorphia; Dasyuridae. The record is from RefSeq and is a predicted model, not a curated record.
CAAUCCGGUCAACAGCCUGAAAUUUAUAUCACUUCUAAGAAGGGAGAUACCCAGCCCAAAAAUAGAACAGAAAGAGCCCUUUGAAAGGGCCUCCCCUGACUUUCAGACUUCUGGUCUCCCAGGGUCCCAAAGGAUGGACUCUGCAUUGUCAAUUCAAGGUCGCCUCCAUUGGGAAGAGAUAGCCAUCCCUCCCUCCCUCGCAAACAGUCUGCAGAAGGCAUUUCUGCCCCCUUCAUCUCAUAAAAGCCCCAGUUAGCCCAAGGCUCGGCCACAGCCAGCCCAAGAUGAAGGGGUCCCUUCUGGGUUUGCUCCUGCUGCUGCCAGCGAUGUUUGCCGUGCUGAGAGGAGCGCCCCCCAAGAAGGGGCAGUCAGAUGCCCCUACCGAGCUGCCCCCGGCUCUGCUCAGGAGCCCCAUGGCCCAGGGCCAGAGGAAGGAGAGGUCAGAGAGUGCACCUGGUGGGCCUUCAUCCUUCAAGAGCCAGAAGACCCCUGGGAGUCAGGCCCACCUCUCUUGGCCCUUGUUUGCUCAGGACAGCGGCACCUCAGAUCUGUGGACUGGGCCCCAGCCCCACCCUUGGCCCUUGGGGGGCCUGAAAAACCCAGUGUGCUGGGUAAAAGUGGGCAGGGGUGAUGAUGGGGUCCCAGGCUCCCUCCAGGUGGUGGGUGCUCUGAGUGGCUAUGAGAGGGGCUUUGUGGAAGUGCUGAGACAGGCCCGCUGGGACAGCCAAGACUUGGCCACCUUUGGCAUCUGCCCCUCAGGGGGCACAGAAGUUGCCCACCUCUCUCUGCAGCGUUUGGGGGCCCGGCUGGUAGAGCCGGGCGGGUGGACUCUGGUGGUUCUACACCUAGAAGAAGUGACGUGGGAGCCAGAGCUGAGCCUGUGGUUCCAGGAGCCCCCGCCAGCACUUGAAGCAGGCGGCGCCCCGGAGCUGGCCCUGCUGGUGCUGUAUCCCAGGCCCGGAGAGGGAGCCCGGCCCGGGCAGGAGUUCGGGGUCACUGGAGCAGGGCUGCAACCGCAGCAGAGGCUCUGUCUCUCCGCGGACACGCGGUACUUGGUCCUGGCUGUGGACGGGCCGGCAGCCCCCGGGCUCUCCCUCGCUCUGCGGCCCCGGGGGGGAGCCGGCCCCUCUCUGGCCACCCCGGAGCUCCAGGCCCUGCUCUUCGGUCCCGACCCCAAGUGCUUCACGCGGAUGACGCCCGUCCUGCUCCUGCUGCGGGGGCGCGGCUCGGGGGCCGAGCCCCGCCCCAGUCCUCUUCCGGCCGAGGGCCGCCUAGAUUCGGCGCCGUACCCCCUGCCCAGGCCCUCCCCGCUGCCGCCUGUCACGGCCUCUCCGAGUUCCGCAGACCCGUUCCUGGAGACCCUGACCCGCCUGGUGCGAGGAGUCCUGGGCCCUCCCUCCAGCCCCCGCCCGCUGCCUCUGGCCUUGGACCCCGCGGCCCUGGAGGCCCUCCCCCACCGGGUGUUCAACCUCUCGGACCCGGCCACCUUGGAGCAGCUGGUGGAGUCGGAGGACCCCCUCCUGCUCCUCUUCCCCGCCGGGAGCCCGGCCCUGCUGGAGGGCCUGGCGGGACGGUGGCCGGCCCCCGAGGGCCCAGCCCAGCGCCUGGCCGGCAAGCUGCCGGCCGUGGCCCGGGAACUGCUGAGCCUGCCGGCCCUGCAGCCCCACGCCGAGCUCCUGCACCGGCUCCUGGCCCUCUGCGCGGCCCCCCGCAACGGCAGCAGCGCGGCCGAGGCCCCGGGCGGCCCGCUGCGGGCGCUGCUGCUGCUCAAGGCCCUGCAGAGCCUCAAGGCCGAGUGGCGCGAGCGCAGGAAGGCGUCCCGGGCCCUGCGCAGCGCCCGGCUUGGGGGGGACGGGCCGUGCCGGCUUCAGGAGCUGAGCGUGGACCUGCGCGCGGAGCAGUCGGUGCUCAUCCCCGAGACUUACAUGGCCAACAACUGCCAGGGGCCCUGCCACUGGCCGCAGUCCGACCGGAGCCCCAACUACAACAACCACGUGGUGCUGCUGCUGAAGAUGCGCGAGAGGGGCGAGCCUCUGGGCCGGCCGCCCUGCUGCGUGCCCACCGCCUACGCCGGGAAGACUCUCAUCAGCCUCUCCGAGGAGGGCCUCAGUGCCCGCCUCAUGCCCAACAUGGUGGCCACCGAGUGCGGCUGCCGGUAGGCUCAGCCGCCCAGGCCCGUCCUCCCCAGCCUCGCUGCGGACGUGGCCCGGCCCCGCUGCGCCCCAUCUGCCCGAUCGGAAC